AUGAACAAGCAAGAUCCAAUCAUCAUCGUCGGGGCCGGCAUCUUUGGGCUCAGCACCGCACUUCACCUGGCCAUCUCCGGAUACACGGAUGUGACCGUCUUUGACCGCCACCCCGUCGACAAGACGCGGUACUCGUACUAUGACGGCUGCGACGGCGCCUCGGCCGAUGCCUCGAAAAUCAUUCGCUCUGCCUAUGGCGGCCAGAAGGAGUACACGGACCUCAGCGCCGAGGCCAUUGUGCUCUGGAACAAGUGGAACGAGGAGAUCAAGGCCGUCGACCCCGACAACGGCCUCGGCCUGUCCCGGAGCGACACCAUCUGGAUCAACAACGGCGUGCUCAUGUGCACCGACCAGCCGGUGCUCAGUGACUUUGACCGGGCUUCGGCGAACAACGCCAACCCGCCGGGGCAGGACAAGGUCGCGCUCGUGACGAGCGAUCCCGAGGACCGCGCCGUCGCCGCAUCCAAGGGCCUCGCGCACGCGCUGUGCCCGUUCGCCCAGGACACGGUCGGCGUUCUGGACACGACGGGUGGCGUCGUGGUUGCCGACAAGGCGUGCUGCUUCGCGCUGUACAAGGCGCGGACGCUCGGUGUCCGGUUUGUCCUGGGCGGCGCGGCCGGCACCUUUUCGGCCCUCGUGCGCGCCGGGGACGCGGUGACGGGCAUCACGACGGCCGACGCCAAGGAGCACCCCGCGCAGACAGUCAUCAUGGCCUGCGGCGGGUGGACGCCAGCUCUCGUCCCGGAGCUCGACGGCCUGUGCGAGACGACGGCGGGGUCGGUGAUGCUGUACAAGAUCCCGGCGGGGUCCCCUCUCCGGGAGCGCUUCAGCCACGCGCGCUUCCCGGCCUUCAUGUUCAAGCAGCGCGAGGGCGUCGACGGGGGGCUGUACGGGUUCCCGGUGGACCACCACGGGAUGCUCAAGAUUGGGUACCGCGGGACCAAGUACACGAACCCGGUGGCGCAGGCGGACGGCAAGGCGCGGAGCGUGCCGCGCACGCGCUGGACGACGGGCGGCACGGCCCUCUCGGACAUUCCGCAAAAGGCGCACCAGGUGAUUUCGGACUUUGUCGCGACGUACCUGCCGGCGCUGGCCGAGGCCGGCGUGCCCGUGGCCAUGAGCCGGCUGUGCUGGUACACGGACUCGUUUGACAACCACUACCUCAUCGACCGGGUGCCGGGCGUGCGCGGGCUCGCGUGCGUCACCGGCGGCAGCGGCCAUGCGUUCAAGUACCUGCCCAACAUUGGCAGGUGGGUGGUUGAUAUUCUCGAGGGCACGGAGCUGGACCGGCCGCUGGUCAGGGCCUGGAAGUGGCGCGCGCUCAGGGAGGACCAGACGCCGGUCAACAAGCUCAUGCUGGGCCGGACGGAUGACAGGACGCUGGAGAAUACAAAGUUGAUAUCGGCAGAGACGGAGGGACUCGGUCACGCUCUGGCGAACCAGAGUCUGAGCUAG
Molecule: messenger RNA, 1455 nt
Organism: Cordyceps militaris CM01
Lineage: Eukaryota; Fungi; Ascomycota; Sordariomycetes; Hypocreales; Cordycipitaceae
Product: sarcosine oxidase, putative
Exons: 2
Coding region: 1-1455 (484 amino acids)
Molecular function (GO): sarcosine oxidase activity; flavin adenine dinucleotide binding
Source: RefSeq, a predicted model, not a curated record